CCGCCGCGGCUGGUGCUGGCGCUGCUGGCGCGCAACGCGCAGCACUCGCUGCCCCACUGCCUGGGUGCCCUGGAGCGCAUGGACUUCCCCGCCGCCAGCACCGCGCUCUGGUGCGUGACGGACCACAACUCGGACAACACCACGGCGAUGCUGCAGGAGUGGCUGGCGGCCGUGGGGCAGGACUAUCACUCGGUGCAGUGGCGGGCGGAGGAGGAGCCCAGCUCCUACCCCGACGARCUCGGGCCCAAGCACUGGAGCGACCUGCGCUACGAAAACCUCAUGCGGCUCAAGCAGGAGGCUCUGACCUUCGCCCGCGAGCAGCGGGCUGAUUACAUCCUGUUUGUGGACACGGACAGCAUCCUGACCAACAACCAGACACUCAAGUUCCUCAUGGCACAGAACAAGUCGGUGGUUGCCCCCAUGCUGGACUCCCAGACCUACUACUCCAACUUCUGGUGCGGGAUAACACCCCAGGGCUACUACCGCCGCACAGCCGACUACUUCCCCACUAAGAACCGGCAGCGGGUGGGCUGUUUCGCUGUCCCCAUGGUGUACGCCACGUUCCUGAUCGACCUGCGGAAGGAGGAGACGUCCCAGCUGGCCUUCUACCCUCCCCACCCCAACUACACGUGGUCCUUUGACGACAUCAUCGUCUUCGCCUACUCGUGCCAGGCUGCUGGCGUGGAGGUCCACGUGUGCAACCAGCAGCGCUUCGGCUACAUCAACGUCCCCGUGAAGGCCCACCAGACGCUGGAGGACGAGCACAUCAACUUUGUCCAUCUCACGCUGGAAGCCAUGGUGGACGGCCCCCCGAUGCAGCGCUCCAGCCACAUUUCCCUCCUGCCCAAGCCGCUCACCAAGAUGGGCUUCGAUGAGAUCUUCCUCAUCAAUUUGGUGCGGAGGCCGGACCGGCGCCGGCGGAUGCUGGACUCCCUGCGGGAGCUGGAGAUCKCCCCACGGGUUGUGGACGCCGUGGACGGCAGCACCCUCAACAGCAGCACCAUCAAGGUGCUGGGCAUAGACCUCCUGCCGGGCUACUACGACCCCUUCUCCGGGCGCACGCUCACCAAGGGCGAGGUGGGCUGCUUCCUCAGCCAUUACAGCAUCUGGAAGGAGAUCGUGGCGCGGGGUCUGGAGCGCGCCGUGGUCUUCGAGGACGACGUGCGCUUCGAGGUGUCCUUCCCGGCACGGCUGCGGAGGCUCAUGGAGGAGCUGGAGCAGGCGCAGCGGGACUGGGACCUCAUCUACCUGGGCCGCAAGCAGGUGAACGCUGAGGACGAGGUGCCCGUGGAGGGCGUGCGGAACCUGGUGGUGGCCAGUUACUCCUACUGGACUCUGGCCUAUGCCAUCUCCCAGCGAGGCGCCCGCAAGCUCCUGGCUGCCGAGCCCCUCUCCAAAAUGCUGCCGGUGGACGAGUUCCUGCCCAUCAUGUACGACAAGCACCCCAACGAGGACUACAAGCGGCACUUUGCCCCGCGGGACCUGCUGGUGUAUUCGGCUCACCCGCUCCUGGUGUAUCCCACCCACUACGCCGGGGACACCAACUGGCUGAGCGACACGGAGACGUCCACCAUCUGGGACGACGACUCCAAGAAAACAGGCUGGAACGGCUCGCAGAAGACCCUGAAGGACGCGCGGGGCGGCGUGGGCCACUCGCUCCGCUCGGCCGCCCGCGACGAGCUCUGAUGGGACACGGUGCUGUGACCAAGGUGGGAGCGUCGGGGGCCACUGCCCCGUGGCUGGUUCUGCCUGUGUGCGGUUGAGAGACGCAGACGUACUGGCCGGACCUACUAUGGCCCUUCAGACUUGCACGUGGCUGGCCGCAAAACAGGAUUUGUCCCAAGAGCAAGACCCCAAAGCUUUUUCCAUGCUUGACGAAGGGACUUGUGGACCACAAAGCUCCAUCCCUCCCAGGGACAUGUUUUCCUGGGAGGGCAGGACAGUCCAGAGCAACAGGAAACUCCCACCAUCUCCUGCCUGUCUGGACUUUGGGAUUGUUUUCCUGGGGGCUGGCUGCUGGUCAAGCCUGGGUACGGACUCUAUGUUACUCCUUGGACGUUGCAUGUGGAUCUGCAGGUGCUGGAGCAAGGGA
This is a messenger RNA of Nothoprocta perdicaria, 2092 nucleotides long. RefSeq names its product cerebral endothelial cell adhesion molecule (gene CERCAM). The transcript is spliced from 13 exons. NCBI's taxonomy places the organism in Eukaryota, Metazoa, Chordata, Aves, Tinamiformes, Tinamidae. The coding region runs from base 79 to 1686 and encodes 535 amino acids. The record is from RefSeq and is a predicted model, not a curated record.